Geodia barretti is the source of this 1107-nucleotide messenger RNA. The record is from the annotation of a GenBank genome assembly. NCBI's taxonomy places the organism in Eukaryota, Metazoa, Porifera, Demospongiae, Tetractinellida, Geodiidae.
AUGACUUCACGACAGCCCAUCCGCAUCGGACUAAUUGGUGCCAACAUCCACCAGGGUUGGUCGCCGCGCGCCCACCUGCCGGCGCUGGCCGCUCACCCCGACUUCGACCUCGCCGCCGUCUGCACCACCCGCCAGGAAUCCGCCGACGAAGCGCGGGCAGCCUUCAACGCCGGCGCCGCCUACGACGACUACAACAAGAUGCUCGCCGACGGCAACCUAGACGCCGCCACCAUCUCCCUGCGUGUGCCGCGCCACUACGAUCCGACGAUGGCCGCGCUGAAGGCCGGCAAGCACGUUUUUACCGAGUGGCCGCUGGGUCGCACCACCGCCGAGGCCAUCGAGAUGGCCGAUGAAGCCCGCAAGCAGGGGGUCAAGACGGCAGUGGGAUUGCAGGCCCGCGCCAACCCGGCAGUUGCCCACCUGCGCAAACUGAUCGCGGACGGAUAUGUGGGCCGCGUAAUGACCUGCCACGUCCGCCUGAUGCGCGAGGGCGUAAUGACCCGCGACUCGGGGCGCACCUGGCAGCGCGAGGACGAAUCAGGCGCACAUACCCUUACCAUCGCCUGCGGCCACACCAUCGACGCCCUGAUGAGCGUCGUGGGUGAGUUCGCCGACGUGUCCACGGUCGUCAGCACCCAGGCCACCACUUGGCACGAGACCGACACGGGCAACGACCUGCCGGUAACUUCACCCGAUAACAUUCUGGUGAGCGGCAAUCUGCAGAGCGGCGGCGUCGCGUCGGUGCAGAUUGGCAACACGGCGUGGGCCGGCAGCGGCUACCGCAUGGAGAUAUACGGCGACGAGGGCACGCUGGUCGCUGUGUCGGUAGACUCACCGCAGUUGAAGGAAGUAAACAUCCGCGGCGCCCGCGGCGGCAACGACCUGCAAGACCUCGUCCCCUCCGAGGAACUGAUCCUGGCUCCCGAGAUGCCAGCCAACGAGGCCUACAACGUGGGGCAGCUGUACAGCAAAUUCGCCGCUUCCAUCCGUGGCACUUCCAACGGCGAGGACGCGGUGCCCGAUUUCGACCACGCGGUCGGCCUGCACCGGUUUAUCGACGCCAUCCGCCAGUCCAGCAACGAGGGCCGUCGCAUCGCUACCGCCUGA